UGACAAGAUGGCGUCGCGCUGUUGCCGAGGCGGGUACGGAGAGGGGAGGCGGCUCGUUGUCGUCGUCGUCGCGGCCGCGGCCGGCGGGGACUUGUAGUUGGCAGAGCCGCGGGCGAGCGUGACGAGUACGAGUAGCAGCCGCAGCAGCCGUUAUCCGGGAUUCUAAAUGGCUGCUCCGAAGUCAAGGUCCGACUUUCAUGGGUCCUUCAGUUACCUCGAUGACGUCCCGUUCAAGAUAGGAGACAAGUUCAGAGCACCAGCCAAAGUUGGCUUGCCCAUUGGCUUCUGUUUGCCUGACUCUCCACAGCUUGUAAGGGAAGCCCAGUAUGACUUCUCCUUGGAAAAGAGGACUAUUGAGUGGGCUGAGAACAUUAAACGAAUUCAGGCUGCCCAGCAAGAGGCUGAGCAGAGGGCUGAGGAGGCCCUAGCAAAUAAAAAAGCAACCUUCGAGGAGCAGAAGCAAGCAGGCUUCCCGGAUAGCGGCUGCCCAGAGAACGCUGUGCCGCCUCCCAUGAACCCCAUCAUUGCUAGCCUGCAUCACAACUACAUCCUCAUUCCUACCCCUGCCAACAGCAGCACCGCAAAGCAGAAAGUUCUGAGUCCACCCCAUGCGAAGGCUGAUUUCAACCCAGCAGAUUUCGAGUGCGAGGAAGACCCCUUUGACAAACUGGAAUUAAAAACACUCGACGAUAGAGAGGAGCUGAAGAACAUUCUGCAGCUCCAUGUUGGUACUCCGGGGCCAAUCAUGGCCCAACUUCUAGACAAUAGCUUGCCCAAAGUAGCACCCGAGUCUGUAUUACAAGACCAGGAGGUCUUGGCGUCCUUGGAAAGGGCCAGUUUGGACCUCAAGCCCCUUCACAAACCAAAUGGUCUUAUCGCUUUACCGCAGCUGGGGGGUUGUGAAAAGAUGUCCCUGUCUUCCAAAGUGUCCCUCUCACCCGUGACGUCGGUGAGCAAUAUCAAGUCGCUCUCCUUCCCGAAGCUUGACUCGGACGAGGGCGACUUGCAGGCAGCAAAGCUGGCAAGCACGUUCCCCGGCCCAGCCUGCCUUCGCAACGGCACUCUCCUCAGCUCGUUGCAGAGCAAAGCCAGCGAACUGAAUGGGCAUCAUGUGGCAGGGCUUUCUGACCUCAGCGUGGACGGUGGCCCAGAGGCACAGACGUUGCCCCCCACAUCCAGACUGCCUUCCCUACCCAGCUCAGUAGCAUGUACAGAUGAAAUUCCAGUGCUCACCACAGCCACGGUGGUAACUCACCAAAGUUUCCUGACGUCUCAAGUGCCCAAUACCACCAGCUGUGCAAAACGGCCUGGCGGCUCCACGUAUGUCAACAUGCUGCAGGCCCUUUCCUCUAGUGAGCGGCAGUGUGUUGAAACUGUUGUCAACAUGGGCUAUUCCUACGAGGAUGUCCUGAAAGCAAUGAAGAAGAAGGGCCAGAACAUAGAACAGGUCCUUGACUACCUGUUUGUCCAUGGGCAGCUCUGUGAGAAGGGCUUUGAUCCACUCCUUGUAGAAGCUGCUCUUGAAAUGUAUCAGUGUUCAGAGGAGAAGACAACAGAACUUCUCCAGCUAAUGAGUAAAUUUAAAGAAAUGGGAUUUGAAUUGAAAGACAUUAAAGAGGUUUUAUUAUUACACAACAAUGACCAGAACAAUGCACUGGAAGAUCUAAUGACCCGAGCAGGAGCCAGUUGAAGAGUGUGGGAAGGAGCACAGACAUUGCCCUGCUCACCAGACCCUUUGCCGCCGCCAUCAUGUGGCUCUCCCUGCAGGCAUUGGAAGGAGGACAGCACCGCAAGGAUCCUGCCUUUCCCAGAUGCCGAGAGAGCUGGGGGAGCAGCUCUGUGGGCACGCAUCACUCCAGGGUGCUAUUCCCAGCGGAGAGACCCCAGCCCACGUUCUUCGAUUAAAGUUUAAGUGUCCUUUUCCUAAGUUUCCUUUUUUUGGCUCGGCCACGGAGAAUUUUGACUGGAGUUGUACAUAGUCAGACCAGGCUAGUUGUAUUUCUCCCCAUCCCACGUCUUGCACUGGACUCAGCCUGGCUCUGAAACGAACAAUGCUUUGGCUCCUUGAAGCUGCUUUCAUUUGUGCGUCUGCUUCUACUGAAAACAUUUGACCCUUGGUCAAGAUUAACACAAGUCCACCUUUAGUGCAAUGGAAUUUCAGUUUUAUUUGGUGGAGGGGGGAGGCUUUGGUUGAAGGUUAGCGUGUAAUUUAAGUGUGACACUGGUUCUGAAACUGCCUCUAUGCAUACAGAGAAGCUGCAUUGCUUCCUUUUCUGGUGUUUUGGCCCUGGCUGCCCACACGCUCUGGCUAGUGUGCUUGAACAGAUAAGUUCUCAGAACAGGUAAGCUGUGAAACCCCACCUGGACCCCUUGCCCAAUGGCUGGUUUCUGAAGUCUGAGGAAGAGACUUGAACCUUUUGGCUCUACUGUCCUCCCCAGACUGGUUGGUUUUAUUAUUAUUAUUAUUUAAGCAGAGACCCAUCUGGGAACUCGACUACUCCAUUAGUUUAAAAUAAACACAGUGUGAAAUUGGA
This is a messenger RNA of Zootoca vivipara (common lizard), 2534 nucleotides long. It is a transcript of the gene UBAP1, whose product is annotated as ubiquitin associated protein 1. Gene Ontology annotation, biological process: ubiquitin-dependent protein catabolic process via the multivesicular body sorting pathway. The record is from RefSeq and is a predicted model, not a curated record. Gene Ontology annotation, cellular component: ESCRT I complex. Gene Ontology annotation, molecular function: ubiquitin binding. Lineage: Eukaryota; Metazoa; Chordata; Lepidosauria; Squamata; Lacertidae.